Aspergillus aculeatus ATCC 16872 is the source of this 609-nucleotide messenger RNA. RefSeq lists its product as uncharacterized. The record is from RefSeq and is a predicted model, not a curated record. NCBI's taxonomy places the organism in Eukaryota, Fungi, Ascomycota, Eurotiomycetes, Eurotiales, Aspergillaceae. The transcript has 3 exons. The coding region runs from base 1 to 609 and encodes 202 amino acids.
AUGGGCUUCAUGUCCUCCAAAUUCCUCAUACAGGCGCAUGCCUUUUUGCUAGUCUUCCUAGCCAUCCAUUUGAUGAGGUCACCAGCAGUUAUCACAGACUCCGACGUCGUAUUCAUGCUAGGAGAGCUCCUGCAAUUGGAUGCAUCUCCAUCGUUCUCCCGUCCUCAAUCCCCCUUUGCCCUGUGCGGCAUCCUUCUGAUCGUCGAUGCCCUGGUCGACUACAUCCUUGUUUCCAAAAUCCCGCAGACCAAUGAAGUCCUCGCAAUGGCUGAGGCUGCACGGUCUCAGGCUCCGAGCUCUGUGGCAGGGGCUAUGCGCGCGAACCCCUUCAUGGCUCGGCUCGGCUCGCUCUACUCGGAAGUCUGGACGUUCCUUUCCGCCACACGCUUUUGUGUCUUCUUCGCCGUCUCAUUUUUCAUCUACCAAAGUCAGCCGUCUGCGAGCGGUAUCAUGGAGGGCUCAGGGGCUGCGUCUGCAUUGGCACAGCUUAAGAACCGGGCAAUUUUCACAUUCGGGUUUAUGGAGAUGAUGUUCUGGCUCUGGAUAUUCGUUACUAUCCGGGAGGAGAAACAAGCAGUGGCUUCACGGUUUGUAGAGCGUGAUCAAUAG